Messenger RNA from Paramecium sonneborni, 880 nucleotides. Lineage: Eukaryota; Ciliophora; Oligohymenophorea; Peniculida; Parameciidae. The record is from the annotation of a GenBank genome assembly.
AGUGAUAAAUUACAGGGAUUAAAAGAAUUAUGCAGCUAAAUAGAUUUCAUUAAACUUAUUUUCAGAAAAGUUGUUUUAAAGACUAUAAUAAUUAAAUCAUCCAAACAUUGUCAAAGUAUUCGAAUAUGAGAUUAGUAAUAANGAAUACAAAAUUAUAGUAAAAUUAGAAAAAGGUUGAAAAAUUGGAAAUAUCAGUGUAAGAAUUAAGUAUUUAGAAAGAAUAAAAUGGAAAGUAAUUAGAAUAAUAGGAGAUAAAAUUGAAAUCUUAGUAAUAAGAAUUAGAAUAAUUAAGAGAGAAUUAUAAUUUAUUAAAGAAUCAAAUAAAUUCUUUAAAUCAAUAAAUUGCUCAAUAUGAAUUGGAUAAGGAAAAGUUAAAUAAAGAGAUUAAAUAAUUAUCAAAUCAGAAUUAAAAUUAUCUGAAUUAAGUUCAAAAGUAUUAGGAUUAUAUAAAUUAAUAGUAGCAAGAACUUGAAAAAAAUAUAAUAUAGAAUAGAAGCAUAGUGAUAAAUGAUACAUAAGGAUAAUAAUUAGAAGCAGAAUUGAAAAUUCUAUAAGUAAAAGUAUGUAUUAAUUAUAAUAUAAUUAAAUUAGUUGGUGUAACAAUUGAAUUAUUACAAAUAAUUGAUUUAGGAUAAAAAGAAUCAAGAAAUAAGAGCCAAGAUUAAUGAGGAUUUAGAUUAGAUAAAAAAGGAUUAUGUAAUGGCUUUUGAGAAGAUAGGUAUAUUAAUAAGAGGAAUAGAUGAUUUAGAAAAAGUUAAUGGGCCAAAAAAUUAGUAAAUAAAUGAUAUUAUGAAUUAGAAAUGAGUUAAAUAAAUCAAUAGCAGGAUUGAAAGAUUUUAUAUCAAAGUUUGCAAGUACAAUAUUGAGGGAUAUUAAAUGA